GUUAGACUUAUAACUUUAUACUAUCAUCUUCCUCUCUAUAUAUAAUUAUCAAAUCAAACCAACUGAUGAGUCACUAAGGAGUAGCCAUCUUUUUACACUCUCUUUACCAGCAACAUGGGUAUUUUAAGGGCUUUUAAUGGCCAGGCCAAGCAAGAACCAAAACGUGGAGGGAUCAGGGCAACACUUUUUGUCUAUGCCAUGGAAGGGCUGGAGAAUAUGGCAUUCAUCUCAAAUGCCGUCAGCCUGGUAACUUACUUUUAUGGCUACAUGAACUUCAGCCUAACUAAAUCAGCAAACACCCUUACAAAUUUCAUGGGGACUUCAUUUUUAGUAGCACUCUUUGGAGGGCUCAUAUCUGACACCUAUUUGUCAAGGUUCAAGACUUGUGUCCUAUUUGGGUGCAUAGAAUUGUUGGGAUAUGCAGCCUUAACAGUACAAGCUCAUUUCCACCAACUAAGACCACCCCCAUGCCAGGGUCUUGCAAUAAGCCAAACUACUCAAUGUCAGGCCGCUGACAGCGGCCAGGCUGCGAUCCUUUUCACUGGUCUAUACCUCGUUGGAUUUGGCACUAGUGGGGUUAAAGCAGCUUUGCCAUCAUUGGGAGCUGACCAAUUCGAGGAAAGGGAUUCGAAACGAUCAAGCUUUUUCAACUGGUUCUUGCUUAGUUUCACCGUUGGAGCCAUAAUUGGGGUGACUUUCAUCGUGUGGAUAAGCACAAAUCAGGGUUGGGACUGGGCGUUCGGUUUAUGCACGGCAGCUGUUUUGGUUUCCAUUAUGGUUUUAAGCAUGGGAAAGUCACUAUAUCGUAACAAUGUUCCCAAAGGAAGCCCUCUCCUUCGUAUCAUACAGGUAUUUGUGGUGGCUAUCAGAAACCGAAAGCUUCCACAACCAGGGAUAGAAGAUGAAUUACACGAGGUUGCACGUGUGCAUAAUGAAAUUCUUCCCAGAACUGAACAAUUCAGAUUUUUAGACAGAGCGGCAAUUAAACAUAGCUCCAACAAUGGAUCAACAUCAAUAAACCUUAGACCCUGGAGAAUAUGUACAGUAACACAAGUUGAAGAAACAAAGAUCAUCAUUCGGAUGCUUCCAAUUAUACUUAGUACUGUUUUUAUGAAUACAUGUUUAGCUCAACUCCAAACUUUUACCGUCCAACAAAGCACAACCAUGAAUACUCAUGUCCUUGGUAUCAAAAUGCCUGGUUCCUCCAUCCCGGUUAUUCCCCUAGUGUUCAUGUUCAUUUUUAUCCCCAUAUAUGACUGUGUUUUCGUACCUAUUGCUCGCAAAAUAACUGGAAUCCCAACCGGAAUCCGGUACCUUCAAAGGAUCGGAGUUGGGUUGGUUUUGUCAGCCAUUUCCAUGGCGGUUGCCGGAAUUGUCGAAACGAGACGCAAAUCCGUGGCUCGUGAGCAUGGCAUGGUGGAUUCUCUUCAGCCUCUUCCAAUGAAUGUGCUUUGGCUUGGAUACCAAUAUUCAAUAUUUGGGUUGGCUGAUAUGUUCACAUUUGUGGGCCUCAUACAAUUCUUCUACGAAGAGAGCUCGGCAGGGAUGAAAUCAUUGGGCACGGCCAUUUCGUGGUGCUCAUCGGCUUUUGGUUACUACUUGAGCUCGGUGGUGGUAGAUGUGGUGAAUAAGGUGAGUGGGGGAUGGUUGGAUAAUAACAAUCUGAACAGAGACAAACUCGACUAUUUUUACUGGUUAUUGGCAGGGAUGAGUGUGGUGAAUUUUGGUGUGUAUUUGGUUUGCGCGUCAUGGUAUAGGUAUAAGAAGGUCGAAGUAAUCUACAAAGAAAAAAAUCAUGCUGAGGGAAAGCAAGUUGAGAUGUUAAAUGCAGUUUAGUAGCACCAGCUUAUAGUUGUAUUUUCUACUCUUAUCCACCUGUAUUUUUCUAUUCUCUGUGUACUUUUUACUAUCAAUUUUCGAAGUUUGUGGUUGCCCUUUCUUAUUAUGCCAUUUUUAAUAUUUAAACCUA
Gossypium arboreum is the source of this 1969-nucleotide messenger RNA. Its product is annotated as protein NRT1/ PTR FAMILY 4.5-like. The transcript has 6 exons. The record is from RefSeq and is a predicted model, not a curated record. The coding region runs from base 115 to 1836 and encodes 573 amino acids. Gene Ontology annotation, cellular component: membrane. Gene Ontology annotation, molecular function: transmembrane transporter activity. NCBI's taxonomy places the organism in Eukaryota, Viridiplantae, Streptophyta, Magnoliopsida, Malvales, Malvaceae. Gene Ontology annotation, biological process: transmembrane transport.